AUGGCACCAAACAAGUUAUCAGAGGAAAUGAUAAAGUGUGCAUCAGCUAUAUACUCCGACCCUCACAACGGUUUCUCAUCCCCAAGCGAGUAUGAUACGUGGAGUCUAAGCUUCAUGAAAAACUUCGAUGAUCAGUUCAAAUUAAGCGGACCUUAUAGCUCAAUGAUUGAAGUGUCACACAUUCAUCAAAACCAUAGGAAAGGAGGACGAGACCUUGACUUUAUGAAUCGAAACUUCAGUUUUUUUUCACCACAGCAGACGUUUUUAGUAAAUGGGGUUCCACAGAAUAAUGGGAAACGGUUCUUACUGCUCACCAAGCCAGCCUACAACAUAGGAGGUCGCAUGGUAAGUGUAGAAGCAGUACAGAGUUAUAUUCCACGCAUCAGGAUGCCUCGUCCUGGCCAGUGGGUGAAGUUAUUACUCUUUCCAAGAAAGUUCAGAACCGGAGAUGAGCAUCAAGGAUAUUCCCUCGACCAUUCCGAGCCUCUCUCCUAUACUUUGCUCUUUGUUCAGAUUCGUGUUUAUACGCACAAGGGAAUAUACCAAGAGAUAGAAACCGCAAAAGAGGAGUACAGUCGCGCAACGUUUGGUGUAAAGAAAGACCAGAAGCUAGUCUUACCAAAGAUCAUCGAGUCUUUUAGGAAAGAUUCAGGGUUGAGUCAAGCGGCAUUGGUGGAGAUGAUUCAAGAAUGUCUCCCAGAGACAAUAAAGAAAAGAGUAAAGAAACUUUGCUCUGAGAUCUCAAAAGAGCAUUGUUGA
Messenger RNA from Brassica rapa (field mustard), 759 nucleotides. RefSeq lists its product as uncharacterized. The record is from RefSeq and is a predicted model, not a curated record. Lineage: Eukaryota; Viridiplantae; Streptophyta; Magnoliopsida; Brassicales; Brassicaceae.